This is a messenger RNA of Penicillium manginii, 405 nucleotides long. RefSeq lists its product as uncharacterized. The record is from RefSeq and is a predicted model, not a curated record. NCBI's taxonomy places the organism in Eukaryota, Fungi, Ascomycota, Eurotiomycetes, Eurotiales, Aspergillaceae. The coding region runs from base 1 to 405 and encodes 134 amino acids. The transcript has 3 exons.
AUGCAGUACUCUAUGAUUAUUGCCAGUAUUCUCAGUGUCACGCUGGCCCAGAAAGUUGCAAUCGGUGCUCCCGCCAGAGGCGCUCAGGUUGAAGCUGGCUCGGAAGUCACCGUCCAGGUUCAGCGUCCCAAUACCCUGACCGGCUCGGCGGAAAUUGGCAUUGCUGUUGCCAUUGGAAGUAACAAUGCAAACCCGAAUGAGCAGCUGGGAAAUGUCCUUUACAAGGGUAUUUUUGAGCCGGAACUUCAUGAGCGAAAUCUGCCCGCCUACCAGAACGUCACAGUCACCGUCCCGGCUCAAAGCACCAAAGGCUAUGCUCGCAUCAAUGUUGCCCACGCGGGGCUCGUUGGGGCUGGCAACUCCCCAUUUUUGGAGACCGUCACCUGGCCUAUCACGAUUGUUUAG